CAUGAUGUGGAUCUUCAUAUUUCUUUACGUCCUGUGCCCAAGCAUCUGUCAGGCGACUGUAAAAGGAAACUCGACGAAAAUCUACUAUUUCAAACUGACAAUAGACAAAAACGCAGUCGGGAACAUAACCAAGCUGCUGACACCUUAUCAGCUGAAUGACACUCUGACAGUCAACGAACUGAAACAGACAACAAAGUGUCAGAGUGACUCAGAAAGCGUGACGUGUAGCUGUGAACCAGGCCACAGGUGGAGCGACGACGUCCGUCGGUCUUAUAAAUGUAACGACUCGUGCACCUUCCCCAGCAAUGAAGCUCAGAUGUGUGUUUCUGACGGCGCAGUUGUCGUUUCAGGAUCUGCUACUCUGAAGGGAGAGAAGUAUCAAAGCUGUGUGACAAAAAAGACUUCUGUCAAAUACGAGGAAUGUAAUAGGAAUUUGUCAACAGAGAUGAAAAAAGUGUUCAGCACUUUAAGGGGAUUUGACAUCUUAACAAUUACAGAAUACAGGAUUGGAAGCAUCAUUGCAGAUUUUGAAAUGAACUUUGCUGACCGGAUCAUUUCAAAUGAUCUGAUUGAAAAAACGGGAAACUUGAGCACCAUCCUGCCAGCGUCGCUUGAGUUGGAGACUGCAGGUGUUGUUCAUAUACACAUGGAGACCAGACCUGUGCGUUAUAACGGCAGCACUAACUUCACGUGCAUAGCACACGAGGACCUGGUGGUCACGCCAAAGUGGACUCUGGAAAGCCCAGACGGAAUAUUUGACAUAACUAACGGCACAGUCGCAACAGUGACGUCACCCCCAAAGCAGACCACCAUCAAGCUCACAGGAGUGUCUGAAAUCUGGAAAGGAAAUUACACAUGUAAGUACUACUACCAGCGCGAUGGCUUCACCAUAUUGCACAAAGCCAGCGCUACCCUGGAUGUUUGCCUCCUGCCAAACAUCCACGUCUCCACCGAGCCGCCUUUUCCGCGUUGUAAACCCGGUGACGAUUUUGUGAAAGCAGCUGCCAGAUGUGAGAUAAGGAAGAGCAGUGAGCCUUAUAACGUGACCUGGACAGGUGACGUGCUUUCAUCAAAUGAGAAUAAUGAAACAGGAGUCUUUACAGCUGAAACAAUAGUGAGCUGUACCAACAGCUCUGAACCUGCAGAACUGGUGUGCACAUUUAAGAACAGAUGCGACCAACAGAAACCUGCCAGCGUUAGCAUCUACGUCAUAUACGCAAAUGAGAAGUUUUGUAAAGCUGAAGGUGAAUGGCCAGAAACCAAACCUGGUUUUACUGCAGAGUUAAAAUGCAAAGAUGCAGCUGGACUAAGACGAAGGAAAUGCAAGUCGGACGGGAAUUGGGAAGCAGAGAUUUUAAAUUGUGUGAACUUGAACCUUGCGGAUAAUCUGGAAAAUGCACAAAUCGCUGACAGUGGACGAGGCAACCUUGAUAAAAAUGCUGCAGAUGUGUUUUCCAGCUUUAAGAACAGCACUAACAACACCGAGGCUAUCAACUCUUUUGCCAACAUGAACACAUCAGUUUCUGUCCUCAGCACCUUGAAUGAAAAGCUAAAAAAAAUAAUGGAAGAAUCAGUAACAAAUGACUUUCUGGAAUCCUCCAGCAAUUUGCUGGAAAUUUCUCUUGAAGAAAUCUGGAACACAUCAACUUCUGAAACCAGCUUAACGCUGGCUGAGGAAUAUCUGAGUUCCGUUGAGCAAUUAAUCGAGAAGGCAAACGUAACGAAAGACAGCAAAAAGCCAAACGUAGAGGUCGUUACAUGCAGCGACGAAGACUCGUGUACAAACUCGGUGUUCAACGUAAACGUCACUCUUAAAAGUUCAGGCAACGGCACAGUGAAAACAACUGGAUUCAGACAGCUGGAGAGGUACCUGCCCUACGAGAACCAGAGCAGCGAGGUUACACCCAAUAGCAUUGUUGUGUCGACAACUACAGACAGAAACAAGGAUCAGGUUACCAUUACAAUCGACUUCCAGCUCACAAAUACGAGGCCUCGCCAUGUUCAGAUACAGUGCGUCUCCUGGGACAGCCAAAGCCGACGGUGGUCUCCAGAUGGGUGCGAAUGGGCGGGACCCGCUAAUGAAGGACGCUGCACCUGCAAGCAUUUGUCCUCGUUUGCGAUUCUUAUGUCCAGAUAUCCCAUAGAAGUCUACGGCUUGACUCAGAUAACCUACGUCGGGUUGUCCGUAUCAGUCAUGUCUCUCAUUAUCGGCCUCAUGAUAGAACUGGUCGUCUGGGGCGACGUAGUCAAGACAAAUACUUUACAUUUGCGCCACACUGCCCACGUGAACAUCUCUCUGUGUUUGCUGGUGGCAGAUUGCUGUUUUCUGGCGUCCACUAAGCCGAAGGAUGUAUCAACGAUUUGGUGUAAAACCGUCACAGUGCUGAAGCAUUUCUGCUACCUGUCCAUGUUCUUCUGGAUGCUGUGUCUGAGCACCACGCUUCUCCACCAAGCACUUUACCUGUUCCAUCAAGUGAGCAGGACAAACUACCUGAGGUUCUCGUUCAUCUUAGGCUACGCCUGUCCUUGCCUCAUCGUCUUUGUCACGUUUCUUACCUACAGAGCCGGCGCUGAGCAGGUUUACUACUCCAGAGACACCUGUUGGCUGAUCUAUGUCGGACUCAUGGAGGGGUCCAUUCACACAUUUAUCAUUCCGGUUGGCAUAAUCAUCUUCAUCAACAUCUUCUCCAUGCUGGUGGUAAUCAUGAAGCUUUUGUAUCACCAAGAGAACAUGGAGAAAUCUCACAAUAAAGAGAAAGCAGCUGCCAAAACUGUCUUGAGGUCAGUUGUUCUUCUGACUCCAAUCUUCGGCGUGACGUGGAUUUUUGGAUUCGCUGUGUUGUAUCUUGACCUCACAUCUGGUACCAUUGCUUACUUAGUCAACUACGCAUUCACCCUGACGAACGCAUUCCAGGGGUUGUUCAUUUUGUUGACCACAUGUCUGGGGGACAAAAUGACCCGUGACGCGCUGCUCAAACGCUUCAAGAGAAACGCUCCAGUAUCCACCAGCAGCAGCGCCGUGAAGUUAGACUCGUCAGUGAAGAAGUGAAAAU
Molecule: messenger RNA, 3053 nt
Organism: Stegastes partitus (bicolor damselfish)
Lineage: Eukaryota; Metazoa; Chordata; Actinopteri; Pomacentridae
Gene: adgrf3a
Product: adhesion G protein-coupled receptor F3a
Exons: 17
Coding region: 2-3049 (1015 amino acids)
Biological process (GO): cell surface receptor signaling pathway; adenylate cyclase-activating G protein-coupled receptor signaling pathway
Cellular component (GO): membrane
Molecular function (GO): G protein-coupled receptor activity
Source: RefSeq, a predicted model, not a curated record